Molecule: messenger RNA, 827 nt
Organism: Pelagomonas calceolata
Lineage: Eukaryota; Pelagophyceae; Pelagomonadales; Pelagomonadaceae
Source: the annotation of a GenBank genome assembly
AUGUCAUCUCUCGAAGAGCUUGCGAAGCUGCCCGGCUACAACGACGACGGCUCCAUUGUCGUAGCGAUCCGCGCGGUCAUCAAUAUUUACUUCGAGCCGACUGCCACCUGGCAGCGCCGGCUCUACGCUGCUACGCGAAGGCGCAGACACUGGUUAAUUUGCACGCAGGUGCCGACGGAGGAGCAGAAGGCUGAUGCCCUGAAGUAUGCGACGGAGGUGGGAGGCAUGCCUCCGCUCGCCCUCUGGUCCAUGCCGCAAUUCACGCCGGCGAUGGUCAAGCUCUUCACGGACAAGGAGAAGCUCCUUGACUCGUACCCGAUGACUUACAUUACCGAUCCCGAGAAGCAGAUCAUCUACACCGUGGUCAGCGCCGCGAACAACUGCGAGAUGUGUCUCUCGUUCCACGCCAUGGGCAGUGGCCCUGCCAUGGGCGGUCCUUUAUCUCAGGAGGAUGUCAAGCUGAUCGUGGACGGCGGCCUUCCGACCCAGAAUGAGCGAGCGCGCACGAUCGCGAUCGCCACGAAGUACGCGAUCUGCCACAAGGGUCUGCUGCUGGAACGCGAGGCAGCGCACCUGGAGAGCAUGGGCGUCACCAAGGAGAUGUACGGAGAGAUCCUCUUCUUCGCCGGGCAAAUCCACGCCAAUAACAUGCUCAUGGUCUACCUGAUCCAGCAGGGCGUCGCGGUCGAGGACAUGCUCCAGGCCGUCGGACCCUUCGCGUCGACGGUCUACGCGAAGAAGGAGUAGAGCGCUCGCGGAGCGCAGCCGCGGGACUCCCACCGGAGUUUAACCCCAGCGGCUCGUCGGAAAACUUGUCGGAAACGGCC